This is a messenger RNA of Lycium barbarum (goji berry), 2197 nucleotides long. Its product is annotated as E3 ubiquitin-protein ligase makorin-like. Gene Ontology annotation, biological process: protein polyubiquitination. Gene Ontology annotation, molecular function: ubiquitin protein ligase activity; metal ion binding. The transcript has 11 exons. The record is from RefSeq and is a predicted model, not a curated record. Lineage: Eukaryota; Viridiplantae; Streptophyta; Magnoliopsida; Solanales; Solanaceae. The coding region runs from base 234 to 1316 and encodes 360 amino acids.
UCGGGGAAAUAAUAUUCCGAACGGCUCUCCCUAGUUUUCAUUUUGUGCAGACCUGAAAAAACUAUAAAAAGGGAAGGUAGAGAAGAGAGGACAGUAGUGGGAUCGAAUCGCCAAAAGCAAAAGCCCUAGCCCUCCUUUUAACACCGAGCCAGAGCGAGAAUUGAGCUCUUUGCUCACUCUCUCGCUCUGGCUUUUCAAUUCAUCAAUUGCCCACUCUUACAUGCUUCCAUGCCAUGUCGAAAAAGGUUCUUUGCAAGUUCUUUGUACAUGGUGCAUGUCUGAAAGGGGAGUACUGUGAGUUCUCGCAUGAUUGGAAAGAUCCUCCAAAUAAUGUAUGCACAUACUACCAAAAAGGAUUAUGUGCCUAUGGCAGCAGGUGUAGAUAUGAACAUGUUAAAGUUUCUGAACAACCUUCACUUCCAUCUUCGUCAGCUCCAGCUCAACAUCUGCUCUCAGCUUCUCCUCCCACCACUAUCUCUCCUGGAAUGCUAGCAGAUGGUGCAGGACUUCUGUCAGGCAUUUCUUCCGAGUAUUUGGCUUCAGGUGGACCUUUUUACCCUCCCAACCGACCUGUAUGGAGUGAAAAUUCAGGGCGUCAUGAUGUGGCAGAGAUUGAUAACAUUGUCGAGUUGAAGAUAAUUAAUCCAGCUGAUCAAUCAAUUUGCUCUUUUGCUGUUGCUGGUAAUUGUCCACGGGGAAAAAACUGUCCUUAUAUUCAUGGAGAUCUGUGUACAAUCUGUGCCAAGCAUUGCUUGCAUCCUUUCCGGCCUCAAGAAAGAGAGGAGCAUAUAAAAACAUGUGAGAAGAGGCAAAAGCACCUUGAUUUACUGAAGCAUAGUCAAGAAAUAGAGUGCAGUGUGUGUCUUGAACGUGUACUCUCUAAGGCAACUGCAGCAGAGCGGAAGUUUGGGAUCCUUUCUGAGUGUGAUCAUCCAUUUUGUAUAUCAUGUAUCAGGAAUUGGCGUAGUGGUUCUCCUUCGUCUGGGAUUGAUAUCAACUCUACAUUUAGGACCUGCCCUAUAUGCCGGAAGCUUUCAUAUUUUGUCAUUCCAAGUGUCAUUUGGUACUCCACAAAAGAAGAAAAGCAAGAUAUCCUUGACAGCUACAAAGCCAAACUCAGGUCUAUUGACUGCAAGCAUUUUGACUUUGGCAAUGGGACUUGCCCAUUUGGAAUUAGUUGUUUCUACAAGCAUCAAUACUGUGAUGGCCGUCUGGAGGAAGUGGUACUGCGUCAUCUUGAUCAUGAAGAAGGAAGCACAGUGAUUGCUAAAAAUAUUAGGCUCUCGGACUUCCUAAGCAAUUUGAGAAUAAGGUGAACAGUGAAUAUGCUUAUAGUGGUUUCAGGGGUUGAAGUCGGAAACAACUUAUAUUUCUUCCAAGUGGUUACAAGAUUUAUUGCAUUUUGUGAGGAUGUUUUGAAGGACAAGGGAAUCAGUCUCCAGUUGAACCUGUUGAAUGUUGUGUUCUUUGCAGAACUUUAGUGCCUGUUUUAUAGCCUCAGCUUCAGCUUCCAUGUUUGUUGCUAUUCCCAUUUGUUGUGCUUCUGCAUAAACCAAAUCCCCAUUGCUAUCUCUGAUGCAGAAUCCAUAUGAACUGAUCCCAGGAUUGCCUCUGCUUGCCCCAUCUGUAUUACAUUUUAAUCUCCCUGAAGAUAAAUUCUGCAGCCAUGGGAAUCUCUUCCUUGUCAGUUGGUGUAUGAUGUGUUGCACUUGUUGUUUCAAUCUGUAGAAGGUAUUGCUCUAUAAAUAGGCUGCAAUUUUGGUUUUGUCUCAGCAGACCACCAUGCCAUGAUCAUUUGAUGUAGACCAACUCCAUCUGUGGGAAUACCUGCACAAGAAGCAAAAAACUUCCAUAACUUGACAGCUAUGGAAGAUGUUAGAAAUAAGUGAACUACAGUUUCCUCCUUAUGCUCCUCACAGCACCAGCAUCUUGAUGUGCAAAUUCUCCUGGUGAAUUAUGCGUGGGAAUUGAGGUGCAGACAUGGCAUUCCAGACAGGGGACUGCUUGGGUAAUCUCGGAUACAUGUAUGGAACCAUAAAACAAAACCUAUCCCCCAACUAAAAAGUAUAAAAAGAAAAGGAGACAAAAGUGUAUAUGGAUUGUGUAUAUUACAGAUUAAACUAAGUCUACUGCAAUUGUCAAGGACGAUAAUAAUAAAUUAAAGGAGCAGGGAGAUGUUUUUGGUGGUUUCCGGUCA